Cuscuta europaea is the source of this 1688-nucleotide messenger RNA. Lineage: Eukaryota; Viridiplantae; Streptophyta; Magnoliopsida; Solanales; Convolvulaceae. The record is from the annotation of a GenBank genome assembly.
CCGUUUUCCAUGUUUCUUCCCACCGCUGGGCCCAUCUCUCACUCCAUUUGCAUUCACACUCGUCUUUCUUGAGUUCCUUCUCUUCUUCCUUCGCCAACCCUUUCGCCUGAAUCUCACCGCUCCGGAGGAAAUUCAAUUCACUUGCUUAUGCUGUUCUUGAUUUUCAGAUAUACCGUAGAAGUGAUUCGAAGCCGGAUGUAACAUAAAGAUUCAUUCUUCGAGCAAACUGAAGGUAAAAUGAAGAUAAAGAAGGCAUUUUUGAAUCUGGGUGUGCUUGAAUUGGUUCGACGUGCUGGUACAUGUGGAAAUUCUUGAUCUUUUCCGUACGUUUGAGGUUGGAUUAACUGGAUAUAGUGAAGAGAGAAAGAGCGGUGGAGUUGCAAAUGCAGAAUCUUUCUUCAGAUUCAACUCCCUCGUCAAGGGACUUGUUGCAGAGGUUCAUGGAAGAAGCCAGAGUAACUGGUGGUGAGUCGGAGAAGGGGAAAGAGGAGGCGAAAAUCGAAUUGAAUCUCGGCCUUUCUUUGGGUGGGAGAUUCGGGGUGGAAAAGAAUCCCAUGAAUCUCGCCAGGUCUUCUUCUAUAGCCGCAUUCUUGCCGAGCGUGAAACAAGACGCGCCGCCGGAGGCAGCGUCUAGUCCUAGAUUGGGGAGGACAUCUUCCCUGCCGGUGGAGACGGAGGAGGACUGGAGGAAGAGGAAGGAGUUGCAGAGUUUGAGGAGAAUGCAGGCUAAGAGGAGGAGGUCGGAGAAGGAGAAGCAGAAGAAUUCACGGGGAGAGAAAGAUUCCGUCAUGGAAGAUGAGAAGAAAGAUAUCGAGAAGAAUCUCAAAGGGAAAAUCAAGAGAGAACAGUACGUGACCGCAGCUAAGCGGUUUGGGUUAUCUGCCCCGCCACAGCCCGGGCGUCCGACUUGGGUGGCGGCCGCGGCGGGUCAGGCGGCUUUUGGCGGCGGGUGUGGUAGGGGUGGACUGAAAGGGAAAAGAGGCGAUUCAACCAAUCUCAGUAAGGCCGUACAACCUUUAUCACAAGGGUCUGUUGAAUCUCAAGGAGGUAGUUCUUCAAGCAUGUCUGAGUUUGAAAGUAAAUCUCUUCAAGGGCCUCGCGAGCUUAGCCCUGGCAGUUUGCAGUCAAAAGAUGUCAAUUGUUCGGGCGUUAAGGCAAUGAAUCUUGGAAGUAGGCCAGGAACCGAGACGGAAAGCUCAUCUGCCAAACCAGAGAGUGCAAGUGAUAAGGCAAAGAAAACUGUAGGCCUGGAGGAGAUGCCGUGCGUGUUCACCAAAGGAGACGGUCCCAACGGGAGAAGAGUGGACGGGAUACUGUAUAAGUAUGGUAAAGGGCAAGAAGUGAGGAUAAUGUGUGUUUGCCAUGGAAGCUUCCUCUCCCCGGCUGAGUUCGUGAGGCACGCGGGCGGGACCGAUGUGUCUCACCCGCUCAAGCAGAUCGUCGUCAACCCCAACUCCUCGCAGUUCACCUAGUAUGACAAUUUGAGAUACUAGUUUUGUUUAUCUCAAGUUUCUCUUUUCUUUAUGCUGAAAUUUUAUGUUACAAAAUAUUUUCUUUGUAGGUUAUUUCAUGUGGGGAGAAAAUAGAUUUCUUUUAUUUUUCAUUUUCCCUUUUUUCUUCAGGAACUUGUAUGUAUUACAAAUGUUCAUGUUGGAGUUCUAAGUUAAAGUUAUGAAAGAGAGUAUAAG